Molecule: messenger RNA, 576 nt
Organism: Helobdella robusta
Lineage: Eukaryota; Metazoa; Annelida; Clitellata; Rhynchobdellida; Glossiphoniidae
Exons: 5
Coding region: 1-576 (191 amino acids)
Biological process (GO): cilium-dependent cell motility; inner dynein arm assembly; cilium movement
Cellular component (GO): axoneme
Source: RefSeq, a predicted model, not a curated record
AUGGCUCGAAAGAUAAAAAAUCUCGAAGGCCACAUGUUAGUAGUUGAGCAGAAUGAACUGCUGACGCAGAUCAAAGAGAAGUCUGCCAUCUUGGAGGAAAGUGAUAAGGCACUGCUCUUCUGGUCAUCUCAGUCCAGGAAUGUCAAGGGCAUCUUGCAUCGAAAAAGACACGAGCACGAGAAGAUAGUGUCCCUCAAGACGGACGUCAGCCAACGACAUCAGGAGCUGACGACGCAGAUCCAAAUAUCUGGAAAGCUACUGGAGGGCCUCCACGCUGAGAAAAAGGAGCAGUUCAUAGCCAGGUCUAUGUUACAGUUGACCAUAGAGCGUUUGAGAUCUGUGCUUAAGAAGGAAGCGGGCGGGGUAAUGGCCUUCGAUAAGAUAAAGGAGAAUUUGGAUUUCGAGAUGAAGGCUAAAAUGCUCGAGAUUGAGGCGAACAAGAGUCAGAUCAACAGUCAGAUCCAGAUUGUGAAGACGAAACACCACGAGCUGAAGCUCGAGAUAUCAGACAAGAGAUUCAAAUCCCAGCAACUCAUCAAAAAGUAUCCGAUAGACAUUUUCUCAUUUAAAUACUAA